GCCGGGGCGCUCUCACCGCCUCCCUCCCGCGCUCUUCUCCCCCGUCCGUUUGCAGGGAGGUGCUCUCCUCGGGCGGCGGGGAAGGCGGGCUGGACUGCCGCUCCUCCUGCUAUGAUGCCUGGGCAGAUUCCGGACCCUUCCGUGACUGCGGGCUCUCUGCCAGGGCUCGGGCCCCUGACCGGACUGCCCAGCUCGGCCCUGACCGUGGAGGAGCUGAAAUACGCCGACAUCCGCAACAUCGGGGCCAUGAUCGCCCCCUUGCACUUCCUGGAGGUGAAACUGGGCAAGAGGCCCCAACCCGUGAAAAGUGAGCUAGACGAGGAAGAGGAGCGAAGGAAAAGGCGCCGGGAGAAGAAUAAGGUCGCAGCGGCCCGAUGCCGGAACAAGAAGAAGGAGCGGACGGAGUUUCUGCAGCGGGAAUCUGAGCGGCUGGAACUCAUGAACGCGGAGCUGAAGACCCAGAUCGAGGAGCUGAAGCAGGAGCGGCAGCAGCUUAUCCUGAUGCUGAACCGGCAUCGCCCCACCUGUAUCGUCCGCACCGACAGCGUCAAGACCCCCGAGUCAGAAGGCAACCCGCUGCUCGAGCAGCUAGAGAAGAAGUGACCGUGGGCUGGGAGGAGGAAGAGGAGGAGGAAGAGGAGAUGGGAAGAGGGAGGAGGAGGAGGAGGGUCCCCGAGUGCCCUUCCUUGGUGCGUGAAAGACUUUACAAUGAGGUUCAGCACAGCCAGCGGCGGCCGAGCUUUUUUGUGAAACUCCGAUCAGCCUCACAAGGGGAAGAAUGGGCUGACGAAACCCAGAAGGACCAAGCGCUGAGACCAAAGUAGACCCGAGGGUGGGGCUGUCCUGCUGGGGCCAGCUGGAAGGAGGCAGGACAGAGGCACCCGGGCCGGAGAGACGCCCAACCAGACAGCCUCGGGCACUUCUCCAGCCUCUCUACCAGGGCACCUACCCGAGGGACCCCCCGAGCAGCCAGGAAAAGCCAUGAGUUGCAACCAAAAUUCGGCUGAGGAUGGAACUCAGAGUGAAACUGCAAUCUGCCUGCCCCGGGCCUGACCCCUGACCCCUGACCCCCAUGCGAGGCUGGAGAGGGGCCUGAUGCGGGGCCCUGCUGCACCCGCCCACCUCGGUGCAGUGCAGCACCGCCCGGGAGCAGCAGCCGGGGCGCACCCUCGCGGGCCCUGCUGGAGUUUGCUGCGGGCACGAGGCGCGGGCGCCCUUCCAAAGCACAUACUCACUGAAUGUUUACAGACUGGCUGUCCUGGCAGGGCUUUCAACUGCACAUGUUUUUUAUACUUUCUUUUUUUUUAAUAUUUUUUACAAAAAAAAGAUUUUAUACAAGCAAUAUAUAUGUGGAUUUCUAUAAUCACUCGAUGUGAUACAGCAUAAAUAUGCUAUGGUUUGUUUGUUACGAACAGGUAUCCAGCAGUUAUGGCCGUUGUGUGUAACUCCUCAGUACUGUAGUCUCUGGGUGUGGGGGUGGCCGGGGCGGGGGUGGGGUGCAUUUCCAUCCUGGUAAACCCUUCAUAGUACUCAGUCCUGUAUUGCUCAGUAAACGUUACUCUUACUUA
This is a messenger RNA of Ceratotherium simum simum (southern white rhinoceros), 1568 nucleotides long. It is a transcript of the gene JDP2, whose product is annotated as Jun dimerization protein 2. NCBI's taxonomy places the organism in Eukaryota, Metazoa, Chordata, Mammalia, Perissodactyla, Rhinocerotidae. Gene Ontology annotation, biological process: regulation of transcription by RNA polymerase II. The record is from RefSeq and is a predicted model, not a curated record. Gene Ontology annotation, molecular function: RNA polymerase II cis-regulatory region sequence-specific DNA binding; DNA-binding transcription factor activity, RNA polymerase II-specific. Gene Ontology annotation, cellular component: nucleus.